Molecule: messenger RNA, 5049 nt
Organism: Arachis duranensis
Lineage: Eukaryota; Viridiplantae; Streptophyta; Magnoliopsida; Fabales; Fabaceae
Exons: 2
Coding region: 1-5049 (1682 amino acids)
Biological process (GO): DNA integration
Molecular function (GO): nucleic acid binding; RNA-DNA hybrid ribonuclease activity
Source: RefSeq, a predicted model, not a curated record
AUGCAGGAGCUACGUCACAGGGUCCAGAACCUGGAGCGACAACUGGCCGACCAGGAGCGUGACGGACGAACCACCGAUCCCAGCUACACCCCAUCCCCCGAAAGCCAAGAGAGAGACUCCCGCCGAAGCCGUCUGCGACGCGCCUCCGCAUCCGGAACGGAAGCGGAGAGCACCCGUGAAGAGUCCCCGAUCCCGAGAAGACGAAAUGACACGAUCAUCUACUCCCGAGGCAGGGAAACGCGCCGCACGGCACGAGAUCGCCAAGAUGGGGAAGGGAGGUCUGAGAGGACACGACAACCCGUGAUAAUGGGCGCCACCCCAUUCCACCGGUCCAUCCUCGAAGUCCGGUUGGCGAAGCACUUUGACAAACCAAUGGACAUGAGGUAUGAUGGAACUCAAGACCCUCUAGAACACCUCACGGCCUUCGAAUCAAGGAUGAAUCUAGAGGGAGUAGGGAACGAGGUGAGGUACCGAGCCUUCCCGGUAACCCUAGCGGGACCCGCGAUCAGAUGGUUUAACGGCCACCCGCAAGGAUCCAUCUACGGGUUUUCGGACAUCAGUCGUGCAUUCCUGGCCCAGUUUACAACACGAAUAGCAAAGGCAAAGCACCCGAUCAACCUUUUGGGGAUAACCCAGAGACAGGGAGAGCCGACCAGAAAGUACCUGGAUCGGUUCAACGACGAAUGCUUUGAAAUCGACGGCCUAACCGAUUUGGUGGCCAGCCUUUGCCUGAUGAACGGCCUCCUCAACGAGAACUUUCGAAAACACCUUACCACGAAACCAGUUUGGACGAUGCACGAGAUCCAGACAGUAGCCAAAGAGUAUAUAAACGACGAGGAAGUCGGCCGAGUCGUGGCUGCCAAUAAACGGCAGUCCGGCUACAACCAACCUCGGCAACAGGGUAACAGAGAAAGGCUGAAGGAACAAACCAGGGAAGAGGCGCCAAGCAAGGCACCGAGGCCGUUCCCCCGGGUCGGGAAAUUCACCAACUACACCCCACUCACUCUUCCCAUCAUGGAAGACUGCUUUGACCUGAAGGAUGCACUAGAACAAGCGAUAAGGGAAGAUAAGCUAGCAGCAUUCUCCCAUCUUAUCAGGGUGCCGAGGAGGCGUUAUCGCGACCAAGACGAAGAAGGCAAAACCAGUUCGGCAAAGUGGCGACAAGAGCCAGAAGACAGAGACCACGGCCUCACUGUGAUAAACGUCGUGACGGCCAAAAACGCCACGCCAAGAUCCCGAUCGGCGCACAAGAAAGAUGCUAAGGUCUUGGCGGUCUCCUCCUCGUUGGUACGAAACUCUAAGAAGCCUUCAUCCAUUUCUUUCGGCCCGGAAGACCAAUGGUUCGACGAUGCCCCGGAAAACCCACCCAUGGUCAUCACGGCCAGAGUGGGAACCGGUCUCGUCAAACGCAUCCUUGUCGAUACAGGGGCUGACUCGAACAUCAUGUUCCGCAACGUAUUUGACACACUGGGACUAAAGGACGCUGAUCUGAUGACUCACCAGCACGAGGUCAUUGGAUUGGGCGACCACUUCAUCAAACCAGAUGGAGUAAUAUCCCUGCCGAUCUCAAUGGGACAGACUCAAGGCCGAAGAUCGGCGAUGGCCGAGUUCGUGAUCCUCCGAGAUUCCACCGCCUAUAAUAUCAUCUUGGGAAGGAAGACGAUUAACGAUGUUGAAGCGAUAAUCAACAUGAAGCUGCUAGUCAUGAAGUUUGUUACCGAUGACGGAUCUAUAGGGUCCAUAAGAGGAGACCUUGAGACGGCAGUCACUUGCAACAAUGCCAGUCUCUCCCUAAGAAAGAAAUCCAAAGAGGCGUUCGGCGUGUUCCUAGCCGACCUGGAUGCCAGAGUAGACGACAAACCCAGACUGGAACCAGAAGGGGACCUGGAAAAAUUCAUGAUCGGCGACACGGAGGAAAAAUUCACGUUCAUCAACAAGAACCUCCCGCAUGAGUUGAAGGAGCCCUUGGUCGAAAUGAUAAGGGCCAAUAGGGAUUUGUUCGCCUGGACACCGGCCGACGUGCCGGGCAUAGACCCAAAAAUUAUGUCGCACCUUCUGGCCGUCAAGUCGGAAGCACGCCCGGUUGCCCAACGGAGGAGAAAGAUGUCGACGGAGAGGACAGAGGAGGUGGCCAGGCAGACGGCCAGCCUCCUAGAAGCAGGUUUUAUACGAGAAGUAGACUACUCGACGUGGCUCUCGAACGUAGUUCUAGUGAAAAAGCACAACGGCAAGUGGAGAAUGUGCGUAGACUACUCUGACCUUAACAAAGCAUGCCCUAAGGAUUGUUUCCCCCUCCCUAACAUAGACCCACUCGUCGAUGCUGCGGCGGGCUACCGUUAUCUAAGCUUCAUGGACGCCUACUCCGGUUACAACCAGAUACCGAUGCACCGUCCAGACGAAGACAAGACGGCGUUCAUAACGCCGGGGGGAACCUUCUGCUAUAAGGUGAUGCCAUUCGGGCUAAAAAAUGCAGAGGCAACAUACCAAAGGCUGAUGAACAGGAUAUUCCACGACCUCAUAGGCAAGACAGUUGAAGUCUAUGUGGACGACAUCCUCGCGAAAACAACGCGACCCGACGACCUCCUGAAUGAUCUGGCAAAUGUAUUCGCGUCUCUCCGACAACACGGCAUGAGGCUGAAUCCCCUCAAAUGCGCCUUCGCCAUGGAAGCUGGAAAGUUCCUGGGAUUCAUGAUAACUCAGAGAGGGGUAGAAGCCAACCCGGAGAAAUGCCAAGCGAUACUCCAGAUGAAGAGCCCAGGUUGUAUCAAGGACGUCCAAAGGUUGGCAGGGCGGCUGACCUCAUUAUCCCGGUUUCUCGGAGCAUCGGCAACAAAGGCCUUACCGUUCUUUAACCUCAUGAAGAAAGGGAUAGCGUUCGAGUGGACACCUGCAUGCGAGGAAGCCUUUCGGCACUUUAAGGAAAUCCUGGCGGCACCCCCGGUUCUCGGGAAGCCAAAGGACGGGGAGCCAUUAUACCUGUACCUCGCCAUAACAGGAGAAGCCCUGGCCGCAGUUCUGGUGCGAGAAGAAGGGAGGGCUCAACAACCAGUCUAUUUCGUAAGUAGAGCCCUACAAGGGGCAGAAUUAAGGUACAGCAAACUGGAAAAGCUAGCCCUAGCACUCUUGACCUCCUCGUGGAGGUUAAAGCAAUACUUCCAAGGUCACCAGGUUAUCGUAAGAACGGACCAGGGAAUCCGGCAAGUUCUUCAAAAGCCCGACUUGGCGGGAAGGAUGAUGACUUGGUCCAUUGAACUUUCCCAAUACGACAUACGAUACAAGCCCCGGCAAGCCAUCAAGGCGCAGGCGAUGGCAGAUUUUCUAGUAGAAGUAACGAGGGAUCCGACUGAAGAAACGAGCACACGGUGGAAGCUCCACGUGGAUGGAGCCUCCAACCAGACGUCUGGGGGCGCCGGGAUCAUCCUGGAAAGCCCGGUUGGAGUCGUAUACGAGCAGUCGAUCAGGUUCGAAUUCCCCAUUUUGAACAACCAGGCAGAAUACGAAGCCCUUAUAGGGGGCUUAACCCUAGCAGCGGAAGUCGGAGCAACAAGGCUGGAAAUAUGCAGCGAUUCCCAGGUCAUCACCUCCCAGUUAAACGGGAGCUAUCAAGCCAAAGACUCGUUAUUACAAAAGUACUUGAAAAAAGUCAAGAACUUAAGCAAAAAAUUUGAGGAGGUCACGGUCCACCACGUGCCAAGAGAAAGGAACACACGGGCAGACCUCCUAUCAAAAUUGGCCAGCACUAAACCGGGAGAAGGCAACCGGUCUCUCAUCCAAGGUAUGACGAGGGAGCCGGCAGUCACCUUGCAUUUGUCAAGGCUGGGCUCUUCAUGGCUAGACCCCAUCACCAGCUUCCUAGAAAAUGGCAAACUCCCUGACGAUGAAAAGGACGCCAUGAAACUAAGAAGGGAAGCGGCUAAAUAUGCAGUCAUUCAAGGGCAGCUAUUCAAGAAAGGGUUCAACCAGCCCCUACUGAAGUGCUUACACCCCGACCAAACGGACUACGUCCUCAGGGAAGUCCAUGAAGGCUGCUGCGGACACCACAUAGGAGGCAAAGCCCUAGCAAGAAAAUUAAUUCGAGCUGGAUACUAUUGGCCGUCAAUGAUGGCAGACUCCAAGGAGUUCGUCAAAAAAUGUGUCAAGUGUCAAGAGAACGCCAAUUUCCACAGGGCGCCAGCCUCCGAGUUAAGUCUGUUAACGUCCUCCCGACUAUUCUCGCAAUGGGGAGUCGAUCUCUUGGGGCCCUUCCCAGUCGGUCCCGGGCAAGUCAAGUACCUCAUAGUCGCCAUUGACUACUACACCAAAUGGAUAGAGGCCGAGCCGCUGGCCAGCAUAUCCUCAUCCAAUUGCAGGAAAUUCAUGUGGAGGCAGGUGAUAACGCGAUUCGGGAUUCCAGAAGUUGUCAUCUCGGACAACGGCACACAGUUUAUCGACAAGAAGUUCACGGAAUUCCUCACCGGCCUGGGCAUAAGACAGAAGUUCUCCUCGGUAGAGCACCCCCAAACAAACGGACAAGUAGAGUCCGCGAACAAGAUUAUCCUGCUAGGGCUCAAGAAGCGAUUGGAUAAUAAAAAGGGUGCUUGGGCCGACGAGCUAGCCUCAGUUCUCUGGUCUUACCGAACAACUGAACAGUCUGCCACCAAGGAAACUCCUUUCCGACUAACCUACGGAUUAGACGCGGUAAUACCCGUGGAAAUUGGGGAACCGAGCCCCCGACUACUUUUGAAAGGAGUGGAGGAAGCCGUGGAGAAGGACCUAAUAGAUGAAGCCAGAGAAAUGACCCAUUUGACGGAGACAGUGCUAAAACAAAGAAUGGCCUUACGCUACAAUACCAAAAUGCUCAAGAGGGAAUUCGAGCCGAACGAUCUCGUCCUAAGGCGUAACGACAUCGGCCCACCGACCCCAGGAGCAGGCAAGCUGGCGGCAAACUGGGAAGGCCCCUAUAGAAUCAAAAAAGUGAUGGGUAAAGGCGCUUUCAAGUUAGAAAGGCUCUAUGGCAAGGAAGUCCCAAGAACGUGGAACGCGGACAACUUGAGAAGAUUCUACUCCUAG